AUGGUUUCUCAUCAGUUUCUGACUCUGGCCUUCCGCUUGUGUCAGAAUCAUCUCGACAAAUGUUUACUUGAGAUAAGCAAUCAUGAUGCAGAAUCGCACCUUCCGACUAAGACUAUGUCGAGGCAAGGUCGACAGCUAAUUCAGCAGGCGUCCAAUCUACUCAGUGGCAGGUCCUGUGAUGAGCUCAGCACUCGUCAAGGAAAUGACCGAACAGCCGUCCAAGAUCAAAUCACGCCGAAACCCCAACGCAGAUUAUCUCAGCCCCCCAAAAGUCCACUUCCCAGAGGCCUACCUCCCAAAAGUCCACUACCUGAAAGUUUACCCCUCGAAAAAGAAAUUAGUCGAUCAUUGUCGCUGGCUGAAGAUCUCCACACUCAACUUUCUUCGAGUCCAUGGAACAUCCAGAUUUCUGAUGAUGACAUUCAAUCUAAGGAGAGUUCCAGUGAGAAGACAGCUAGUAUCCACAGUCCAGAGAAUCCCGAGCUACCCUUUGAAUUCCUCGAGUGCCUCUCAGCAGAGGACCAAGUUCAAUUUUUGAGAGCCCGAAAUGAAAAACAAAAACGUCAAUUGACACUUCAAAGCAGCUCUUCCAGUGAUGUGGAUAUGCUCUCGGAAGGCUUUGGGGAUCGUGAGCACGGUUCUCAUAGCCAUAGCCUCGAACUUGAACACUAUGCUGGUCAGAACGAUUUCGACGACGACGAUGACGAUAAUUUGCUGUUCUGUAAACUAGCAGAACUCGCCGAGGAGCCACUUGAUCCCGACAUUGAAAAAGACCAAUCCAUGGGUCAAGAGCUCGAACUUGAAGACGCUGACACUCACCAUGAAGCUGUGUUGGAAAAUGUCGAAGAGGCGACUGUUCAAGAUCCGGCUUCCAAAUCGAAAAAGAAAUCCCCGAAAGUAGUAACCUCCAAACUCUCCCGGAAGGAACAGGAGACCGCAAAAGGAAUAGGGCGUCGCAAGAUUCUCACAGACAAGAAGCAGAAGUCAGAUGGCGUCAAACUUGGCACCGGAUCUCCCCAGAAAUGGCGGCAGCCUCAGACAAAGACGACUAGGCUCUCGGAUCAUGAGCUUCGGAGUAUUUUUGUCCAUAGUGACAUUGUCAGAAUUUCUGAGAUAAACUCAGAAUUGCCCGCAGUCCCAGGAUUCUCUAGUCAUGUGCGAAAGGUUGCCCUUCAAGAAAUGGUCGCGAGCAUCCCUACCGAACAACAAGCCGAAGCUCGAUCAGACAAACAGAGAAUCAACGAGGCAAUCAGGCAGUUCAACCACAAGCCUAAAAGUGAUCAGCAGGGACUUUGGAAGGUUAAAGGCCUGAAAACAAGUCUUUUCCACCACCAGGUUUUGGCUGUGGGUUGGAUGCGUGAUCGAGAAAUAUCAACUACGCCGCCAUAUGGUGGUUUGCUUUGUGAUGUGAUGGGGUUGGGCAAAACCGUCACGGCACUUGCAAAUAUCCUGGACGGCAGACGCCUGGAAAGAGAGGAGCGAAGGCCUCCCACCUUGAUCGUUGUUCCCUCACAGCUCGUUGAUCACUGGAUGCAACAAAUGAAACUCCAUUUCGAUCCUGGUGUUUUUGGUACCGUCUACAAGUGGGACAAGCGAUCAAGCUCUGCCUUUGAAUUUAACCCCGACGGCAUUCUUGCAUUUGAUGUGGUGCUCGCCACAUUUGAGAACAUCCGCAAAUCGUAUCCAAAUCCGAAGGUACCGAGUGAACUCCAAUCGGACGAGGAUAUCGAUAAAUGGUGGUCUGAAUUUUACGACCGUGAGCAAGGCGUAUUUCACAAGAUCAAAUGGUAUAGAAUCGUCCUUGACGAGGGACAUGUCAUCAAAAACCGAGACUCGCAAACAUCCAUGGCUGUGCGAGCUCUGUCUGGGUAUUUCAAGUGGAUUCUCAGCGGGACUCCUCUACACAACUGUGUCGAGGAGAUGUUCCCAUAUUUUAAUCUGCUCGGCGUCCCGAACAGCUCUCACUUUGAGGUAUUCAAACGGAGUUACUGCGAUUCAUUUGCAAGAUCAAAAAAGCGUUUGAUCAAUAUCUUGCGCUCUAUCCUCCAUCGGAAGACGCAUGAAAGUCGUUUCAUGGGGCGUCCACUAGUGGAAAUGCCAAAGAUCACACAGAAAGAUCUAACAGUGAAUCUCUGCGAAGCGGAAUUAUCUCUCUACAAAGCAGUGACCGAUUUGUUCAUUGAAAACGUCAACAAACUUUCUCAUCGUCCAUCCUCGCAAUGGAAAUGUAUCUUGACGAUGUUUCUCAAGUUGCGCAUGUUCGUCAGUCAUAUACUCACUUCCCAGGACAUCGUCCGGUAUGCUCUCAAGCACGAUGGCGAUUUGAUGAAAAAUCUCAAAACUUUGACAACAUCAGACUCAAACGAUGCAUCAACUCAAAUUGUCGAGUCCUUGAUGGUCAUGACAGACGCUGAAUCCGUUCCAAAAGCCCCAAUUAGGGCUCAGAAUCAACUUCUCGUACUAGGCCCGAGGCUGAGAGGAAACUACAAAAUCCUGUCUGCUAAUUUUGAAAAGUUCCUGGAACAACUUCGUGAAGAAGGACACUGGGUUGAGCGCCACAGACGACUGCGCUGUGCUCACUGCGAGUUCCCACCUCAGGCAGGCAUCUUAACCUCAUGUUAUCAUCUAUACUGUGAAGAGUGCUUCGAUUCUCUCUCAAGUACGGAAGCUGGGUCUAACACAGAGACCCUGGUAUGUUACAGUUGCACGCAGGUUAUCACUGAAGCAGCCUCCUACAAUAUCUUCGACAGAAUCGACCCUGAACAAGCAGCUUCCCCGGUUUCUACUACUUCAAAGAAGCGAAAGCGGGGAAAUCAAACCACUCAGAGACACAGGACAGGUGGAAACGGUACCAAGCGAGCUAAAAAGCCCUCCAAAUCCUCCAAGGCGUUCAAGUCUCAAUACGGCAGGUUUCAUCCGAGCUUUCACGACGAUAGUGAUGACGAAGAAGAUGAUCCUCCCGAAGCAGAUGACCCCAAUGAAGACUGGAUUCCUAUCAUCGGCCAAAAGACACCCGGCGCUAAGCUUACCGAAACUCGAGAGCUUAUUCGAGAUUUUAUGCAAAAGGACGACAAAGUCAAAAUAGUGAUGUUCUCUAUAUUCAUCGACACCACGACAUUGAUGGAACAAAUAUGCGAGGAAGAGGGAUGGUACUACACGAAGAUAACUGGAAAAAUGUCGAUUCCAGUGCGAAAUGAGAACAUCACCCGUUUCCGUCAAAAUACCGAUAUAAAAAUCAUGAUUGCGUCGCUGAGAACUGGUGGAGUCGGUCUUGAUUUGUCUGCUGCCAACAAAUGCAUUCUCGUCGAUUUAUGGUGGAACGAGGCUGUAGAGGAACAGGCACUCUGUCGACUAUUCCGGAUUGGCCAAAAGCGUGAGGUGCAGUUCGUCAAGCUUGUCGCAGGGGGUACGAUUGAUGACAAGCUUCUUGCUAUGCAGAAGGACAAGAGCAGGAAGAUCCAAGAAGUCAUUAGCCCAGAGGUUCUCGCCGGCCGUGAUACGGAUAAACAGCUCCUUGAGUGGUUCGGGGAAAUUCAACAGGUUAAGGGAGGGGGAAUCAAGAUUAUUCCCCGUCAGCCUGGAAAGAAGGAAACGCCCAUUAUUGUGGAUUGA
Penicillium cosmopolitanum is the source of this 3612-nucleotide messenger RNA. Its product is annotated as putative SNF2 family helicase. The record is from RefSeq and is a predicted model, not a curated record. NCBI's taxonomy places the organism in Eukaryota, Fungi, Ascomycota, Eurotiomycetes, Eurotiales, Aspergillaceae. Gene Ontology annotation, molecular function: ATP-dependent chromatin remodeler activity; ATP binding. The transcript is spliced from 12 exons. Bases 1 to 3612 code for a protein of 1203 amino acids.